AUGGAGAGACCACACGAUAAUGAGGCUGUUGAAAAGCAGCUCGACUCGGAUUACAAGCAUCUCGACCAUCCUCCCAGCAAGGUCAGCUCCGAGAUAGAUGCCGACCAUGGCUUCACCGAACAGGAGCAGCGCAGCAUCAUCAAGCGCAUUGAUCGUCGUCUGGUUGUGACUGUCGGCGCCAUGUACUGUGUUUCGCUUAUGGAUCGAACCAACAUGAGUGCUGCCAACAUUGCUGGUAUGAGUGCUGAGCUUCAACUCACUGGUUUUCGAUACAACAUUGCCAACUUGGUCUUCUUCAUCCCAUACAUCAUCUUCCAACCGCCCUCGACUAUCCUCAUCCGCAGAAUUGGUCCCCGUUUCCACUUGGCUAUCAUCACUAUGCUCUGGGGAGGAGUCAUGGUUGGCAUGGGUUUCGUUGAGAAGUUCCCUCAACUUGCGGCUCUUCGUGCGGUUCUUGGUUUCUUCGAGGCUGGUUUCUUCCCCAGCUGUGUCUACCUGCUCAGCACAUGGUACACUCGAUACGAGGUUGGAAAGCGAUACUCGGUCUUCUAUCUCCUCGGUUGCGUUGCCUCAGCUUUCUCCGGUAUUCUCGCCUACGGUCUUAUGCAGCUCAACGGUCGUGAGGGUCUCACCGGUUGGCGCUGGAUCUUCAUCAUCGAAGGUGCCUUGACCAUCGCCCUUGGUAUCGCCGGUUACUGGCUUCUCGUUGAUUUCCCCGACUCGAAGCGCAAGACAUGGUCUUUCCUCGGUGCCCGCGAGCGUCAAUGGGUCGUCGAUCGCAUCAGCCGUGAUCGUGGUGAUACCGAAAUGCCUCCCUUCCAGCUGGGCAAGUUCCUUAGCGGCGGCGCAGACUGGAAGGUCUGGGCCUACGCCAUGAUCUUCUUCGACACUACCACCAUCAGCUACGCCCUUGCUUAUACUCUGCCUAUUCUUCUCGUUGGAAACAUGGGUUUCAGCGUUGGAGCUGCUCAGUGUCUGGUUGCUCCUCCUUACGCCUUCGCCGGUAUCGUCAUGUUCGCUACUGCUUGGGUUGGUGACAAGUACCACGUUCGAGGUCCCUGCAUUCUCUUCAACAUGUUGCUCUGCCUCAUCGGACUUCCCAUCAUGGGCUGGGCUGAGAGCGCGAACGUUCGCUACUUCGGUGUCUUCCUCGUCACUGCUGGUGCCAACAGCAACAUCCCAACUGCCAUGUCAUUCCAGGCCAACAACAUCCGAGGCCAAUGGAAGCGAGCUUUCUGCAGUGCCACCCUUGUCGGCUUUGGAGGUUUCGGUGGUAUUGCUGGUAGCUUGGUGUUCCGUGAGCAGGAUAAGAUGACGGGAUACAAGCCUGGCAUGUGGGCCUGCAUUGCCUGCUGUCUUGUCACUACCAUUCUUGUUAUCCUGCUUGAUUUGGACUUCAAGAGAAAGAAUGCUCAGGCUGACAGGGGUGAGAAGAUUCUGGAGGCUCAUGAUGACGAUGCCACUGCCGAUUUCCGCUACACUUACUAA
Messenger RNA from Fusarium coffeatum, 1488 nucleotides. RefSeq lists its product as uncharacterized. Lineage: Eukaryota; Fungi; Ascomycota; Sordariomycetes; Hypocreales; Nectriaceae. The record is from RefSeq and is a predicted model, not a curated record. Gene Ontology annotation, molecular function: transmembrane transporter activity. Gene Ontology annotation, biological process: transmembrane transport. Gene Ontology annotation, cellular component: membrane. The coding region runs from base 1 to 1488 and encodes 495 amino acids. The transcript has 5 exons.